Messenger RNA from Radiomyces spectabilis, 634 nucleotides. RefSeq lists its product as uncharacterized. The transcript is spliced from 2 exons. NCBI's taxonomy places the organism in Eukaryota, Fungi, Mucoromycota, Mucoromycetes, Mucorales, Radiomycetaceae. The coding region runs from base 148 to 477 and encodes 109 amino acids. The record is from RefSeq and is a predicted model, not a curated record.
CUUUGCAAAUUCUUCAUGCUGCUUCUGGGCUGCGUUUCAGAAGAAUCAAUGGCCAUUCGAUGGAAACGAAAAGAAAAUAUAUAAAAUGAAUCAAGGUCUUAAAAAAUACUGGGUCGCGCGUGGUGUGGCUAUGUUGGCCCCGAACAAAUGGGCCGUUGGGUUCGGUCCUCAACCUUGACUUACCUUCAACGUCAUCUUCGGGUUCCAUAUCCUCGUCAGAUUCCCAAUCGUCUUCACUUAGCGACACCCGUCGAGCCUUCUUGCUGCUCGAUGUACUGGAUCGAUCCGACUCGUUUCCAGCGUCCAACGAAAAGUCAUCCAAACCCUGCAUACCACCCGGUGCAUCUGAUAAAAAAAAAUCCCCCAUUCGGUGUUAUAAAACGGUUACGCAUAGACUCCCAUUUGGCUUUUUUUUGGGGGGGGGGGAGCCAAUCCGUCUUUUCGCAAAACCCACCUGGUGGCAUAUUGAGCACUUGAUCAGUUUCGGCAUUGUAACGAAUUACGUUUUUUUUUUUCCGUUAGCAUAAAGAAAAGCAACAUGGCUAUAUACAAUCAUACGCCAUUGUUCUGAACAAAGAUGCUCGAUGAGUUUACUUACUGAGAUUCGGAGGCUGAUGUGGCGUUACUGGGUCUU